This is a messenger RNA of Leptonychotes weddellii (Weddell seal), 2421 nucleotides long. NCBI's taxonomy places the organism in Eukaryota, Metazoa, Chordata, Mammalia, Carnivora, Phocidae. The record is from RefSeq and is a predicted model, not a curated record.
AUGCUUACAUAUAUGUUGAGAAUUAUGAGAUCAGGCGUGGAAAUGUUGGAUAUCUGGCUUACCAAUUACCAGUAUAGGAUAAUUGCUCAAGCCUGUGAUCUGAGAACUCUUAUUGGUUUGGCACGAAGCAAAGAGAGUGAUCUUCGCUUUUUUCUUCCACCACCUCCUUUGCCAUCUUUAAAAGAAGAUUCUUCCAUUGAAGAAGAGCUCAGACAGUUGCUGGCUUCUUUACCUCAAACGGAGCUAGAUGAGUGUAUCCAGUAUUUUACAUCUUUGGCUCUGAGUGAAAGCAGUCAAAGUCUAGCUGCUCAGAAGGGUGGCUUAUGGUGUUUUGGAGGAAAUGGACUUCCUUAUGCUGAAAGUUUUGGAGAAGUUCCUUCAGCUACAGUGGAAAUGUUCUGUUUAGAAGCUUUGGUAAAACAUUCUGAGAUAUCUACACAUUGUGAUAAAAUUGAAGCAAACGGAGGCUUGCAACUACUUCAGAGGCUGUACCAACUUCACAAGGAUUGUCCUACAAUACAGAGAAAUAUAAUGCGUAUCAUUGGAAAUAUGGCUUUGAAUGAACAUCUUCAUUCUACUAUAGUUCGCUCAGGUUGGGUUUCCAUACUGGCAAAGGCGAUGAAGUCUCACCGCAUUAUGGAGGCCUCACAGGCUGCCAGAACCCUGGCUAAUCUAGACCGAGAGACUGUGCAGGAAAAAUACCAGGAUGGCGUGUACGUGCUUCAGCCCCAGUACCGCACAAGUCAGCCCAUUAAAGCAGAUGUCCUUUUUAUUCAUGGCCUUAUGGGAGCAGCAUUCAAAACGUGGCGCCAGCAGGACAGCGAGCAGGUUUUAACUGACAAGAUUUUAGAGGAUGAAGCCAGGUAUACCACGUGUUGGCCCAAGACAUGGUUGGCAAGAGACUGUCCUGCUCUCCGAAUUAUAUCUGUGGAGUAUGACACCAGCCUUAGCGACUGGAGAACGAGGUGUCCUAUGGAGAGAAAGUCCAUUGCAUUCAGGAGCAACGAACUUCUAAGGAAGCUCAGAGCGGCUGGUGUUGGGGAUAGGCCAGUCAUUUGGGUUUCACAUAGCAUGGGAGGUCUUCUUGUCAAAAAGAUGCUGCUGGAAGCCUCUAAGAAGCCAGAAAUGAGUACUGUUAUAAACAAUACCAGAGGAAUAAUUUUUUAUAGCGUUCCUCAUCAUGGAUCCCAUCUGGCUGAAUACUCUGUUAAUGUUCGCUAUCUUCUUUUUCCCUCUUUGGAAGUCAAAGAACUCAGCAAGGAUUCUCCUGCACUUAAAACACUACAAGAUGAUUUUCUGGAGUUUGCUAAAGACAAAAAUUUUCAGGUGCUGAAUUUUGUAGAAACACUGCCAACUUACAUUGGUAGCAUGAUUAAACUGCAUGUGGUGCCCGUGGAAUCAGCAGAUUUAGGCAUUGGAGAUCUAAUUCCUGUGGACGUUGACCAUUUGAACAUUUGUAAGCCAAAGAAAAAGGAUGCUUUUUUAUACCAGCGCACCUUACAAUUCAUCUGUGAAACUUUAGCCAAAGACCUUGAAAACUGAGUUAUCGUCUUCCAUUUUGCAAGAAACUUGGUGUUCUGUUUCUCUUUUUAAGCUCUGAGCAAUCAUGCGAACAUAGUCACUGUGGCAUUGACGUGGUUUGGAGCAUGUUGCAGGCAACAGAAUAUGGUUCUCAGUUCAUGCACUGUAAAGCACAAACAGAGUGGCAAUCAAAGAAUGAAGGGCUAGACUGGAUUAUUUUGAUUUAAAAGAAAUUCCAUGUGUGCCAGCUUAUGUUUUGCAGUGUUGUCCCUGGUGCAGGGAACAAGCGGCUAGGGAUAGAAAAUGCCUUUUGUCAUCUAUGAUGGUCUCCAGCUCACGCUAGGAGGAACACCGAUGGUUUCUAAAGGGAGAACAAUCAUCACAAAAAUACCAUUUAGAAAGUACCUAGAGAGGAGACUGAACUAGAAUAUAAAAACUCUUUGUUCUGGGUUACCAUGUGCUGUAAAUUAAAAAAAAAUAUGUAUAUCCGUGUAAACCUUUGUCUCAUGUUGUCAGACCUGUUGUCAUCUAUGGGUCAGUUCCUUAUAAGUUUUUCAUAUUGCUGAGAACAAAUACUUCUUUUUUUAAAAGAAUUAUAGCCCAUAGUAAUUCUUUCCAGACUGUAGCUACCUAUACUUGUAUUUUUUCCCAGAUAAGGCUAAAGUAUCUAAUCCAUUAUUGAUCAGAAUAUGAUAUAAAACUAUUCUAAGCCAUUAUAUAUACUAACAGUAUCAAGAUUCUUUUUAGCUAAAUAAUGUGUACCUUUCUUUCAUGCUCAUUUAAAAGUUGCAUCAAUUGACCUUGAGCAUUUGAGAAAUAGGAAAUCAUGUAGUGCCUGGCUCAGUCGGUAGAGCAUGUGACUCUUGAUCUCAGGGUCAUGAGUUCUAGCCCCACAUUGGG